Messenger RNA from Contarinia nasturtii (swede midge), 743 nucleotides. Its product is annotated as serine/threonine-protein kinase N-like. Gene Ontology annotation, molecular function: small GTPase binding; protein serine/threonine kinase activity. The transcript is spliced from 5 exons. NCBI's taxonomy places the organism in Eukaryota, Metazoa, Arthropoda, Insecta, Diptera, Cecidomyiidae. The annotation marks the transcript as partial. Gene Ontology annotation, biological process: signal transduction; protein phosphorylation. The record is from RefSeq and is a predicted model, not a curated record.
AAUGAAACGAAAUGCGAGAACAGUGAGAGAAAGACAAUUACAUGCAUAGGAAUUUCAAUAUGUCGCCGUGUGUGAAACUGUUUUGUGUUCGAUAAGUUGUUCAACUUUUUUUUUGUUUCGUUCGUAUGAUUUGAUUCAGGAAUAUUACUACUUAUCAUCUCACAUUUUUUACGUUCAUUUCAAUUCGGGUGUCAGUGUCGUAUCUAUUUUGUUUUUGUUGUUAUUGAUGGUGUAUGUACCUGAUGUGAUCGUUGUUCUCUCCAUACUUUGUUCCGUCGUUUAUGGUGAUCAUCUUUCGUCGUGCGUGUGUUACUUAACAGAAAUCAAGUGCGGCAUUUCAAGAAAUCAACAACAUAUAUUGCCACAGAGUGAGAAUAAGUAAUUUCUAUCACUGAAGGACAUCAAAAUGGCGGAUUCCUAUUAUCAGGGUGACUAUAUAAAACAUCCAGUUUUAUAUGAAUUAAGCCACAAGUAUGGAUUCACUGAUAAUUUACCUGAAAGUGCACUUCCAAAUCGCCUGGAGGAGAUCAAAGAAGCAAUCAGACGGGAAAUCCGCAAGGAAUUAAAGAUCAAAGAGGGUGCUGAAAAAUUGCGUGAAGUGACAACAGAUCGUCGCUCAUUAUCCGACGUGGUAUCCAUUGUAAAGAAAAGCAAUAGCAAAUUAGCUGAACUCAAAUCUGAACUGCACGAACUGGAAAGUCAAAUAUUACUGACGAAAGGCAACACCGUUAGCAAUGGCCAAG